AUGCGACGUGAGGACGGCUCAGGGAAGAGAAGAAUGAAGUCCAGAUCUCCACCUCCCCGACACGAACGGCUCAGCACGGCCCGCGCCCCAGCUCCUCCCGUUCCCCGCAGUGCCGGCUCCCAGCUCCGUACCUCCCUCCCCGCGGGGCCCGGCUCGGCACGAGGCAGGCUCCGACCUCCCCGGCGGCAUUUCCCGACGCUCCGCUCCCGCCCCGAGGUCUCCGGGCGGCGGCGGCGGCGGCGGCGGCGGCGGCGGCAGCAGCGUCGGUGGCCCGGCGCAUCGCCGCCCCCCUGCCUCGCCCCCACCCCGCCCCCGCGGCCCCACGCCCGGCGGCCCCGAGGCGGCCCCGGCGGAGGGGAAGGCCCCGGCCCGCCGCCCGGGAGGAGAGGAGCCAGCUCGGCGUCGGGGAGGGCCGCCCCUCCGACCGCACUCACCGCCGAAGCACCUCCAGCGGCCGGGCACAGCCCAGGGAAGGAGGCGGCGGGCCGGGCCGGGCCGGCGGCGCUGGCGGGCUCAGGCCGUGCGAGGGGCGGGGAGGAGGAAGAGCAGGAGGAGGAGGGGGCGGGGGGACGUGGGGGGGCGCCGGGAGGAGGCGCGCGGCCGAAUGGCGGCCACCUCACCGCCCCCCCGGGCCCGCCCGCCACCCAACCGGAAGCGCCGGCUCCGCUCGUGGCCCCGCCCCUCGCGGCCUCCCGCCUUCCCUCGCCGUGA
Messenger RNA from Centrocercus urophasianus (Greater sage-grouse), 711 nucleotides. RefSeq names its product translation initiation factor IF-2-like. The transcript has a single exon. NCBI's taxonomy places the organism in Eukaryota, Metazoa, Chordata, Aves, Galliformes, Phasianidae. The record is from RefSeq and is a predicted model, not a curated record. The coding region runs from base 1 to 711 and encodes 236 amino acids.